AUGUCGCAACGACUUGGUAGCGUCAUCGAUAUCGCCGUCCAGCUCGGCGGAGGAAGAUACAAGCCAGAGAGCGGUAGCAGCAACAGCGGUGGCAAUAGCAGCGGUAAAUGCGACGUGGACGACGACGACAACGACGUCGACGACGACGACGAUGACGAUGACGACGACGACGAGGACCAGCUCUGCCGCUGUUACUGUUAUUUUUAA
This is a messenger RNA of Atta colombica, 207 nucleotides long. Its product is annotated as protein SIS2-like. The coding region runs from base 1 to 207 and encodes 68 amino acids. The transcript has a single exon. Lineage: Eukaryota; Metazoa; Arthropoda; Insecta; Hymenoptera; Formicidae. The record is from RefSeq and is a predicted model, not a curated record.